Messenger RNA from Scaptodrosophila lebanonensis, 3292 nucleotides. RefSeq lists its product as uncharacterized. Gene Ontology annotation, cellular component: microtubule plus-end; microtubule organizing center; spindle midzone. The coding region runs from base 867 to 3020 and encodes 717 amino acids. Lineage: Eukaryota; Metazoa; Arthropoda; Insecta; Diptera; Drosophilidae. The record is from RefSeq and is a predicted model, not a curated record. Gene Ontology annotation, molecular function: microtubule plus-end binding. Gene Ontology annotation, biological process: protein localization to microtubule plus-end; spindle assembly; regulation of microtubule polymerization or depolymerization. The transcript has 9 exons.
UCCACAAUAGUUUAAACCCGUAAAAGCAGAAGCAGAUAUUUAGCUAAGUUGCAAGUGAAGAGUCGCCGAAGGAUAUAUCCUCAACUCCAGAAGUGAGAUAACUUACAGAAAAUUACGAAGCACAGAAACUGAAAGCUUACAUUUAUUUUACUGACCACAAUACCUAUCGGCUUAUGUUCGACAAAAGUUUAGGAAGCGGAACACCACUGGUCAAAAGACCAAUUCUAUUUUUGUGAAUUCCAACUUGCUCUCCUUUAUGAGCAUUUUUGAGCAAUAUUUAUUGAGCAACGGAUUAAACUUCUUGCGCUGAUUAAGUUGAAGGGCGAGGAGAGCAGCUCGAUUUUUGUUAUUCUUAGUACCUUUUAUCACCAAUACCUUUUGAGCAACUAGAACCUGAUUAAAAUAUAGAGCACUUCUUAUUUUGCGAAUCAAUAUUUAUUGAGCAACGGAUUAGACGUCUUGCACUGAUCAAGUUGGACAACGAGAAGAGGAACAGCUCGAGAUUUAUUAUAUUAGUAUCUUCUAUUUCUUCAACGAUAGAAGCUAGAAUUUUGCCAGCCUCACUAGCAUUUGUGAUCAAUAUUUAUUGAGCAACGCAUUAAACGCAGAUCAAGUUGAACAGAUCGAGUUUUGUUGUGAGUUGAAGGAAAAGAUUGCACUCUAUAUAUAUAUCUAUAUUUGAGCAACUAGAACCUGAUUAAAAUAUAGAUCAGUUCCUAUUUUGUGAAUCAAUAUUUAUUGAGGCAAAUAGAACCUUGCUAAUUCCGAUACAGCGCGCCUGCGAACAUUUCGUUCUGAUCGAUCUGAUGAACAGUCGUUUAUAUAGCAUUUAGUUUUCGAAUACAAGCAAGCAAGUAUAGUCCAAAAUGAGCGAACGGGCCUGGCGCGCCACCAAUGUGUGUGCAACGCACAACACGUUGAAACAGUGGUCGCGCACCGACAUCCUAAAAUGGGUCAACUCGCUACUCAAGGUGGAACUGGACAAGAUCGAGCAAUUGUGCACAGGCGCCGCUUACUGCAAUCUGAUGGACAUGCUGUUCCCGGGAUGUGUGAAUUUGAACAAGGUGAAGUUUAUAUCGAAUCAGGAGUAUGAGUUCAUUGAGAACUUUAGGUUGCUGCAGAAGAGCUUCAUUGCAAUGAAGGUGAAGACACCGAUACCGAUUGAACAGCUGGUGAAGGGGCGAUUCCAAGAUAACUUUGCGUUCUCUUUGUGGUUUCGCCACUUCUUCAUGGCGAACUACAAAGAGAAAUGCAAAGAUUACGACGCCCCCAAGGCACGGGGUCACCAAACUAUUGCAGUUGGCCAAGCAAAGGUGUCCGCGAAAUCUAAAAAGCGCAGCCUAACGCCCAACCCUGAAAAGCUGACCACAGCUAGCACACCAGGCAAGCUAAAGCGCAGCCAUUCAGAACUCGAUAUCGGUUCGCAAAGUGGGCACGUAUUGCAACAAAUCGAAGCAGAACCAGAUAGAAACCAGGCAGAGAAUCCGCUUCCGUUGUCUGUUGAGCCGGAACAGUCGCCAGUGGAGGACAAGGCGGACGAGCAAGAGCCGCAAGAGACAAUGAAAGCGGAAGCUGCAGACACACCAAUUACACCCACAGAACUAUCCAAAUCCAAUAAUGCUGCAGCAGAGCCAGAGACAGCUGUUAUGGGCAAAAACAAGCUGGGCCCAGAUAAGACGAAACAUACAGCUUUGACGAAGCCAACCACUCGUCAGGCAGUUCCCACAACGCCCUUGGUGCGAAACGCUGCACAACGACCGCCAAUGGGCGAUAGGAGGACAUCACAGAUUCAGCCGCAGCCGCAGCUGCGGAGGCUAGCUGGAGGAGCGAAGGCACCAGCGAUGAGCCAACUGCCACGCCUUAAACAGUCGAUGGACAGCGUUAAGAAAUCCUUGCAUGUCACCAUGAAACGAUCGGUGACGCGCAUGAGCAGUGUCCUGCCAAAGGUGCCGGUACAGCAGACGAGACUGCCAUCCUACAGGCGAGCUGAGGCUGUGCAGCAGCAAAGGGCCCCCAGUUUAGCCCGUAAUCUGGGGCAAGGGAUUAUAAAAGCCAAGCAGGUCGCGGGUCAACUAAAAAGCCGACUGCCCAUUCCAAUGCGUUUGGCCAAACAACCGGUGCCAGAGCAGAGCGAUAAUCUUUUCUGCCUGCUGAUGAAGCAGCCAACGAUUGAGACCUUCAAUUUGGUAACAUUGGUGAACGCAACCGUGAAAGAUAGAUCGGCGAAACCAGCCCCAGGAAAGGCCACUCAACAGAAGCAGCUGCAAAGAAAACGGGUCACCCCACCCAAGAGAUCGCAGCCUAAGCGAACAACUGUACAGCAAGGAGGCGAACGCUCCCAGAGCAAGAUUGGUUGUAUCGACCCGAUUGAGGUCAAGCGAUUGACUGAGCGUGCAGCAGGCCGGCUGGCACAAAAGAAAGCAGCACCAGCACCAGCUCCCAUUGUGAUGGCGACCAAUGAUGACAAUGCAGACAAUGGUCAGGAUCCUGACAAGACACCCAGGCCCAGCCAAAGACAUGCGUCCAUGCAGGGGCUGUGCAUCAGCUUUCCCGACACCGAUUCGCUCUCAUCGCUCUCCGACUGCGAUGAACGCGCCAUUCCGGACGAAGUGGCCAAGCGUCAAAACUGUCAGCUGAAUAUUUACGACGACGAGGUGCUCGAGGGCGAGUUGGUCGACACCAGUUCGGGGGACGAUGCCAACAGCUAUUACUGCUGGGAGCAGGAGCAGCAGAAAAUGGAGCUCCUAAUGCUGCGCAUCGAGCGGGACGUUUAUUUUAAGAAAUUGCUGCAAAUUGAAAAAGUGUCGCAGGCCAAGCCAAUGGUUAGGGUUGCCCAAAUCCAGCGCAUUCUGUACGAGCUGGAUGAUGGCUUCAAGGUGCCUUGCAACCGCGAUCGCCCAGUAAUGUCCGAUAGCAUCCCCCUCAACAAAAAGAAGAAGUCCAAGUUUCAGGCAAUUGUUGCUGAUCCUGUUUCAGGCACUUCCAAUAAGAGCGGGCGGCCUCGUAAGCCCAAAAUCUAGUUUUAUUUCCAUUUUUCUUAGCCUCAAAGGCAAAUACGCAUUCAAAGCUUCUGGACACACUUUUUCGGCUUCCAAUAAUCAAACCUUCAUCGCAAAUUAUAAAAUGUUCUCAACUUAGCACUUUCCAAUUCGGCCCCAAACCAAGCAAAGUAUUCUUUGACUUCAAUUUAAAUUCUAAAUUAACACAAUUUUCUAUUCGCUAUUUUAAUGAGUUCUGCUCGAAAAGUGUGUGCAUUCAAUAAAAAAUUUUAAGUGGGAAACCGCAAAAUCGA